UUUAAGAUAUGUUAUCCUCGUCAUUGUCGCGAUUAUUAGCAUCUUCCCUUCCCUUCUCUUCUCUUAGUUUCCUUUCUUUUUUGCCUUGGUCCAUUCAUGACGCGCUCUUUCGUGGGUGGACUAUAUAAACGUGCUUGGAUCUCUUCCUUGCUUCUUCUAUCUCGCGAGAGCAUAUUGAUGUGUAUAUAUGCUGUCAAGUGAAGUAAAGUGCCAAAAAGAAACCGUGUGAAUGAAAAGUGAAGCUUAUUUUUCAUUUUCCUUUAGUAUAUUUUAGAAUAUUGAAACUUUUUUUAUAACUCGUCACAAAUAUGGUGCAUUUAAUAACAUUGCAAAUUAAUAUUUAUCAAGUUUUUUUGUUCUUUGGAACUGCGUUUGGUUUAUACGACACGGCACCGCAUAUAGUUGUUUUUAUGGCCGAUGAUUUGGGAUGGUACGACGUCGGUUUCCACGGUUCGGAUGAGAUACCCACUCCGAACAUAGACGCUUUGGCAUAUAAUGGAAUUAUUUUAAACAGGCAUUAUGUCUUACCGUCCAGCACACCGUCUAGAAGUGCAUUCUUCACCGGAAAAUACCCGAUACGUAUGGGUAUGCAGGGAGAGGAUAUACAGGGUGGCGAGCCCAGAGGGCUACCCCUCAACAUGAAGAUCUUGCCGCAGUAUUUGCAGGAGCUGGGUUACACGACAAAUCUAAUCGGGAAAUGGCACUUGGGAUACCAUACACUUCAGCACACCCCCUCGUACCGUGGCUUCGAUUAUUUCUGCGGUUUUUAUAAUAGCCACGUUUCGUAUCACGACUACAAGUACUCGUACCAGAAUAUGAGCGGGUACGAUAUGCAUUGUGGCGAUGCUCCGGCUUACGGCUUAAACGACAAAUACAUAACGGAUCUUUUUACCGAUAAAGCGGUUAAGAUCAUCGAGAACCACGAUCCGUCUCGACCUCUGUAUAUCCAAAUAUCUCAUCUCGCCGUUCACGCGCCACUCGAGAAUCCGCAGGAUUAUGAUCACUACGAUAAUCGGUUCAUCCACAUCCGGGAGCAACAUCGUCGCAUGUAUGCCAGAAUGGUAUCGAAAUUAGACGACUCUAUUGGGCGCAUUAUUCAUACUUUGGGAAAUCGGGGAAUGCUGAGGGACUCUUUGAUCCUCUUCCUCACCGAUAACGGUGCGGCGCCCACUGGCAAAUUUCGCAAUUUUGGCUCUAAUUAUCCCUUACGAGGAAUGAAAUACACCCUUUAUGAGGGUGGGGUAAGAGGAGUUGCUAUGUUAUGGUCACCAAGAUUAAAGAAACCAGCACGUGUGUGCAACGACUUGAUACACAUAUCCGACUGGCUGCCAACCCUUUAUGCAGCUGCUGAUGGCGAUCUGAAGGAUUUGGGUGAGAUCGAUGGGGUUAAUCAGUGGCGCAUGUUGAACGAUGGUCAUCCGAUAGUCAGAGACAAGCUGCUGCUAAACAUCGACGAGGUUUCCAAGACCGAGGGUGCCAUAUACAAACACUACAAGCUUCUUCGAGGUUCGAUCGAAGGCGGCAUCUACGAUGGGCAUCAUCGCGAUAAAUAUGACUACGACAGAAAUUUUAGACAUCCGUAUUACAACAUUUAUAGCAACACUACAACGAGGAGAACCACACAGGAAGACGUGCCAUCUUAUGCAGACGUCAUUAGGAAAAGCGUGGUGUCGGAGAGCAUUAGACAUUUUUUGGGUGAUCCCGUUACUCAGCCGAGCACGAUAAGUCAUUUGCGGCAGGAAGCCACGGUGUAUUGCGGAACUACUGCCAUUUACGGAAACAAUUUCUUCACUUGUAACGUCACCGAGUGCCUGUUCGACAUUAAAACCGACCCCUGUGAAACGAAAAACAUCGUCCACCAGUAUCCGAGGAUCGCUCGAGAGUUGGAUCAGCUUCUGGAGCACUACGGGCAUUAUGUCAGGGUGCAGAUCAAGACACCGGUCGACUGGUUCCAUGCUGACCCGAGGAGGACGAACAACACGUGGGAGCCAUGGAUACCGUCGGACAACACGUAUUAUCCGUAUUACAACGCGGCGGUCCAGCUGGCCGGCCUGGCGUAUUAUCUUCAUAUUGGGAUUAUUCUCGUGGCAGCUAUGUGCAAAGCUUUCGUUUGAACAAUUGAUCCGAUUGCUGAAACGCAAACGUAAUGAAAUUACGUUGCGGUCCGUCUAUUAAUUCGCAGUGAAGUUGAUUUCGUUGAGACGUUUUCGAGAUAAAAAUAGUACCUCUGGAAUAUGUUUGCGCUUCCUGUUUAUGCGUUAAAGAAGAAGCGCAAGACAUAAGACACGCGCGAAUACGGUGAAUUUAAAUUUAUAAAUCACAGAUAUGUGGGCCGCGUCUGAAAUUAGCAUUCGACAUUGUUCGGUAGAAUUAACAUUUGUAUUGUCGCGUUUUUCUUGUCAUGUAUGACAUCGCGUGACACACGCGGAAAUAUAUUGGAAUAAACGUAUGCGGUUUAUCUUGCUAACGUUUAAUCUGAAAACGCGCGGAGAGAAAGUCCGAAGGGAAAUCUCGUCUCAGCUAUAAUCUGUCUCGGAUAGAUAAUUUUACAGAUGACUUCAGGUAAUUAUAAUUAUUUAUUCGACGGCUUUUUACUACUCUUAUCUAACUUUCUACGUAAUCGAUAAACUUCGAGCGCACGCUCGUCUUCUAUAUACUCUAAUAUACGUGACUGCCAACACGAGGAUCGAUGGUCAUUUAGGCUGAUUUAGAACUCGCCGGUUGCGGAAAUAUCUACCCCAACUAAAUGUCCGUUCAAACCUGUUUGUCCUUUUUUUUUUUUUGCAAUCGCACGUAUAACAUAGUUGAAUGACUAUAUCCUGACCUAAACAGCCAGCUCUAGAAAGAGCUUGUGUUUUUUUGUCAUAACGAAAUACCACUUAUCUUCUCGAGUUUCUUUCCAAUUGCGCUCUUUUAUUGCUUAAUAUGAAGUAGAAUUAAGCGAAAUUGCGUUUUUACGCCGCGGCCUUCUCGUCAUUUAAUCACACUGCUCUGAUACUGAUGUUAAGGCAUAAUGAAUUGAAUAGAAAUACACAAUUAUAGAUUACAUUAAUUUAUAUAUAUUACAUAAUUCAAGACAAGAUAGGCCAAGAUUUAUGACCAGCGUAAAUAUAAAAAUAGAUUUACCUCAGUAUCAUUUUAAUUUUGUAAAAUGAGAUUUUUGUCACAUAAAUAUCGGAGAGACUAUAAUAAUAAUAAUAAUAAUAAUAAAAUGUCUUUAUUAAAGUACAAAGAUAUCUUUCGGGACCUCUUUUAUAAUUAAUAUUAACAGGUAUAGAAAGAGUCCCUGUUACAUAGUAACGCUAUUAACGUUAUGUUUUUAUAAUAACGAUUUGAUAAUGACGUUUCAAUUUUUCCUAGCGGCAAUUGUUAUAUCAGAAUUGAAAUAAUUACUUUUGAUAAAUUACUAUUACGCGUUACUCAUUGAAACAGUUUUAAAAAAAGUAACUUGUCAAUUAACUCGUUACGUAAAAGUAAUACGUUACUUUGACUCGUAACAAGUUUUUGUUUUAAUGUACUUGUUUUAAUGAGUAACGGUAACAAAUUAUUUAUCAAAAAUAACAAAUAAUUAUUUUAACCUUGACAUUAUUAUUACUAUUAUGAAAAAUUGCAACAUCACUAAAUUGUUAUUAUAAAAAUAAUAAAAGUAACAGUAAGAAAUUAUUUGUAAUUGCGUAUCUUCCCAUCUUUGUAAUAUACUAUUAAUUAUAUAUAAUUAAUUAUAAUUAAUAACUUAUAAUUAACCGCAUUAAUUUUGUGUGUGUGUACACGGUAAAUAUAAUAUAUAAAAUUUAAAAUGAAA
This is a messenger RNA of Monomorium pharaonis (pharaoh ant), 3802 nucleotides long. RefSeq names its product arylsulfatase B. NCBI's taxonomy places the organism in Eukaryota, Metazoa, Arthropoda, Insecta, Hymenoptera, Formicidae. The record is from RefSeq and is a predicted model, not a curated record. Bases 309 to 2114 code for a protein of 601 amino acids. The transcript has 8 exons.